This is a messenger RNA of Amborella trichopoda, 681 nucleotides long. RefSeq lists its product as uncharacterized. NCBI's taxonomy places the organism in Eukaryota, Viridiplantae, Streptophyta, Magnoliopsida, Amborellales, Amborellaceae. The record is from RefSeq and is a predicted model, not a curated record.
AUGCGCAAUCUGACACCUGGAGAUAUGGUUAAUGAUAUACAACAUGAUCAUGGUGUCAUGUUAUCUUACCCACAAGCAUGGCGGGGCACAGAAGUUGCACAAGAAAUAAAUGAAGGUUCUCAUGUGAAGGCAUACAAGGAUUUCACCAAUUUCAUGUAUGGUUGCAAGACACUGAUGGGACUAGAUGAGACAUUUUUGAAGGGAAGAUACAAAAGGAUAUUAUUGGCUGCAGUUGGGGUAGAUGCGAAUGAAAAUAUAUUUCCUAUAACAUAUGAAGUUGAGAGUUGGACUUGGUUUAUAGAGCUUUUCAAUGAGCAGUUUGACGAGAGGUCUGAUUUGCCAGCAUUGACUAUUAUCUUAGAUUUUCAGAAAGGGUUACAAGCCACAAUUGAAAAAGUAUUUUCAAGUCGUGAACAAGGCUAUUGUAUGAAUCACCUUGUCGAUAACUUAAAAAAUGCCUAUAGAAAUUUGGUGCUCACAAAGCUUUAUUGGAAAGCUACACAUGCAUUGUUUAUAUCAGACUUUGAUAAGUACAUGACAAAGAUUAAGAGUAGAAAUGAUGAGGCCUAUGUCUGGAUCAUGUUAAGCAUCCAAAGUAUUGAGCAAACACAUAUUUUCGGGGGUAUAGAUACAAUCAUCUUACAUCGAACAUCUCUGAAUCAUAUAACCGGUGGAUAUUAA